AUGGAGUUUAUUAAAGAGGAGUUUGAAGAAAUAAAGAUUGAAGAAACAUUCAGUGUGAAACAUGAAGAUAUUGAGGAACAAACAGAUCUAAUGGCACUGAAAGAGACGAGUCAUGAACUUAAUGAAAGGCAAGAAGAGGAAGAACAUUAUUAUAAACAUCAUGAUUUCAUGACUGGGGAAAGACCAACACAGGCUUCCUCACAAGAAAGAGCUCAAAAGACUGGAACUAAAAGUUUCUUCACCUGCCAACAGUGUGGAAAGAGUUUCAGACAUAAAAAAACCUUUAAAGUUCACAUGAGAAUUCACACUGGAGAAGAGCUUUACAUCUGCCAAGAGUGUGGAAAGAGUUUCAAUCAAAAGGGAAGCCUUACAGCCCACAUGAGAAUUCACACUGGAGAAAAGCCUUAUACUUGCCAACAAUGUGGACAGAGUUUCAGUCAAAAGGGAAACCUUAUAGGCCACAUGAGAAUUCACACUGGAGAAAAGCCGUUUAUCUGCCGACAAUGUGGACAGAGUUUCAGUCAAAAGGGAAGCCUUACAGUCCACAUGAGAGUUCACACUGGAGAAAAGCCUUACACCUGUCAAGAGUGUGAAAAGAGUUUCAGUAGAAAAGGAAAACUUGAAAACCACAUGAGAAUUCACACUGGAGAUAAAACUUUUACCUGCCAACAAUGUGGACAGAGUUUCAGACAUAAAAAAACCUUUAAAUACCACAUGAGAAUUCACACUGGAGAAGAUCUUUACAUCUGUCAAGAGUGUGGAAUGAGUUUCAAUCGAAAGGGAAGCCUUACAGUCCACAUGAGAAUUCACACUGGAGAAAAGCCUUAUACCUGCCAACAAUGUGGACAGAGUUUCAGUCAAAAGGGAAGCCUUACAGUCCACAUGAGAAUUCACACUGGAGAAAAAGUUCACACCUGUCAAGAGUGUGAAAAGAGUUUCAGUAGAAAAGGAAAACUUGAAAACCACAUGAGAAUUCACACUGGAGAAAAGCCUUUCACCUGCCAACAAUGUGGACAGAGUUUCACACAUAAAGGAAGCCUUAAAGUCCACAUGAGAAUUCACACUGGAGAGAAGCCUUACACCUGCCUACAGUGUGGAAAGAGUUUCACACGUGAAGAACACCUUAUAGUCCACAUGAGAACUCACACUGGAGAGAAACCUUUCACCUGCCUACAGUGUGGACAGAGUUUCAGUCAAAAAGGAAGCCUUAAAGACCACAUGAGAAUUCACACUGGGGAGAAACCUUUCACCUGCCAACAAUGUGGACGGAGUUUCACACAUAAAGGAAGCCUUAAAGUCCACAUGAUAAUUCAUACUGGAGAGAAGCCUUAA
Megalobrama amblycephala (Wuchang bream) is the source of this 1332-nucleotide messenger RNA. Its product is annotated as gastrula zinc finger protein XlCGF57.1-like. Gene Ontology annotation, molecular function: DNA-binding transcription factor activity, RNA polymerase II-specific; RNA polymerase II cis-regulatory region sequence-specific DNA binding. The transcript has 2 exons. Lineage: Eukaryota; Metazoa; Chordata; Actinopteri; Cypriniformes; Xenocyprididae. The record is from RefSeq and is a predicted model, not a curated record. Gene Ontology annotation, biological process: regulation of DNA-templated transcription. Bases 1 to 1332 code for a protein of 443 amino acids.